This is a messenger RNA of Onthophagus taurus, 656 nucleotides long. Its product is annotated as baculoviral IAP repeat-containing protein 7-like. The record is from RefSeq and is a predicted model, not a curated record. NCBI's taxonomy places the organism in Eukaryota, Metazoa, Arthropoda, Insecta, Coleoptera, Scarabaeidae.
UGGAACUUAACCGGUAUCAGAUAAAAGAUAACAUUUUGUGUACUUACUUACGAGCCAACGAAUAGCAAUUUCAUUUUUCCCAUACAAUGCAGAGGGCAGAAGGAAUUAAAUCAAACCAAAGUAUAGAAAUGAACACAGCUGUAAUUCCAAUUGAAAGCUACUCUAAUCGGGCAGGAGUUCCAGAACGAUACUCACCGUUUCGAAGUGACACAUUAACAAGUCGUCUGCAAACAUUUAAAGAUUGGCCAAAGCAACUAAAUCAGAAACCGAAAGAUUUAGCUCAAGCCGGAUUUUAUUACGUCGGUGAAGGUGAUAAGGUGACAUGUUUUAGCUGCGGAGUUGGUUUAAAUGAUUGGGAGGUCGACGAUAAUCCGUGGAGCGAACAUCAGCGUUGGUCCCCAAAUUGUCCCUUUUUAAAUCUCGGCGGAAACAAGGAGUUUUUACAAACAUACCACACGUCUAAAGAACACGAAUCCAAAGAACAGGUUCCUAAUAAUAUACAAUGCGUUAUAUGUUGUGAUAGAAUACGAAACAUUUUAUCCCUACCUUGUAAACAUCUUAGCACUUGCGAAGAAUGCAACGAUAAACUUCCUAAUUGUCCGAUUUGUAAAAAAGAGGAAAGUUAUCGUAUUAAAAUUUAUAUUCCAUAAAAUGAA